AUGCGUUUUUUUGGCAGGAGGAGGAGGAUAGCGCAGGUUUCUCCUAAUUCCAUCAAGGAGGAACCCCCGCAGAGAGCGGACCCCUCGGCUGACGACCGCCAGGGCCGUUUUUUUAGUAGGAGGAGGAGAGCGCAGGUUUCUCCUAAUUCCAUCAAGGAGGAACCUCCGCAGAGAGCGGGCCCCUCGGCUGAGGGCCGUUUUUUUAGGAGGAGGAGGAGAGUGCAGGUUUCUCCUAAUUCCAUCAAGGAGGAACCCCCGCAGAGAGCGGAACCCUCGGCUGACGACCGCCAGGGCAUGCGUUUUUUUGAGAGGAGGAGGAGAGGGAGGAUUUCUCCUAAUUCAAUCAAGGAGGAACGCCUGCAGAGAGCGGACCCCUCGGCUGACGACCGCCAGGACCGUUUUUUUAGGAGGAGAAGGAGAGCACAGGUUUCUCCUAAUUCCAUCAGGGAGGAACCCCCGCAGAGAGCGGACCCCUCGGCUGAGGGCCGCCAGCCCGCUGCAGAGCCCGGUACCGCUGCCCCGCAGAGGGGACCAGUCGCUGCUGUUCCAUCUGAAGGUGCCAUCGGGAUAGAUCCUUUGGCUGCAGCCCAGGGGCCGGCUCCACCGGCACCUUCCAUCGGUGCCAGUGAGUCGUGUCCAUCGGCUGCAGCCAUCUUUGGCAGCGACCAGACUCCGGUGUCUUCGUCCGACACCGACGAGUCAAUGUCAUCGGCUUCAUCCAGCGAGACAUCAUCCCCAUCCCCCAGCUCCUCCGACAAUUUGAGCUUGGAAAGCUUUAACUUCCAUCGGGUUCUUGGACAAGGGGGUUUUGGAAAGGUGGUACUCGCGACCCACCGGGUCAGUGACCAGAAGGUGGCCGUUAAGAUCGUCAAGAAGAGACCUUUGCUUCCGGGAUACGUCAGCAGUGCCCAUACAGAACGUCUUGUUCUGCAGAAUAACAGGCACAGCCCCUUCAUGACCUACCUACUGGGCUCCUUUCAGACAGAGCUGGUGCAGGACUAUGUCCACACAGGAAGCUUGUGGGGAAAUUCCUCCAACUCGACCGAGAAGACCACCACACCGCACUUGUCUGCCUCUGAAUGCCUCAUGUACGUCAUGGAGUACCUGAGCGGAGGGGACCUUGAUGAUCUAAUUAAGGUGGAAGCUCCAAUCUCUGGUCCCACAUUACGAAUCCUGACAUCAGAAAUCCUCUGCGGCCUACUGCACCUUCAUAGCAGAGGAAUCCUGCACAGAGAUUUGAAGCCAGGAAACGUACUCCUGGACAGCAGAGGCCAUUGCAGAAUCUCUGAUUUUGGCCUGUCUGUCACGGAUAUGUUUCAUCCUCGGAAGAUCACAGGACUUGCCGGCACCCUAAUGUAUAUGGCCCCUGAGGUAUUAUGCGACCUACCGUACGGAUUGGCGUCGGAUUAUUUUUCUUUGGGGGUUAUGGUGUAUAAGAUGGCGACGCGCAAAAACCCGUACUAUGGCAUGGACAUAGGCAUGUUGCUACAUGUUUUCCUGCACAAAAAGCCCAAGUACACCAGGGACCUGGAUCAUAAAGCCAAGGACCUCAUACGGAGGCUGCUGGAAAUAGGAUCGUUUUCCAGAUAUAAGAACGUCCAGGGUCUCAGAGAACAUCCAUUUUUCCAUGGCACCAAUUGGGCCAUUUUGGAGUCCUGUGCAGAGCACCCAAUAAUCCGUUCAAGACCACUUCCGGAGGCACCUCUAGAUCAGAUCAUCGAUCUAGCCGAGGUUGUGUCCUCUGCGCCACAUGAUCCCAUACCCGCGCAGCAUCAGCAGCUCUUCAGCGGCUUCUCCUUUUUGGGAGACCAGCUGAAGCCAUAA
Molecule: messenger RNA, 1824 nt
Organism: Nanorana parkeri
Lineage: Eukaryota; Metazoa; Chordata; Amphibia; Anura; Dicroglossidae
Product: protein kinase C delta type-like
Exons: 10
Coding region: 1-1824 (607 amino acids)
Biological process (GO): protein phosphorylation
Molecular function (GO): protein kinase activity; ATP binding
Source: RefSeq, a predicted model, not a curated record